Molecule: messenger RNA, 3320 nt
Organism: Ceratotherium simum simum (southern white rhinoceros)
Lineage: Eukaryota; Metazoa; Chordata; Mammalia; Perissodactyla; Rhinocerotidae
Source: RefSeq, a predicted model, not a curated record
UGGGAGAGUAGGUACUUAAUAAAUACCUUGAAUAAUGAAGAUUGUGAAAACUUAGUUCUCCAACCACUUCUGUAUCUAAUCAAACAACUUGGAGCCUGGCUCUUCUCUCAAAGUCCUCAGAAUUCUGCAUCCAUGAGUUUCCUCAUCUGUAAAAUGCCGUGAUCCAGAUUGCUUUUGCCACCAACCUGAAGACACAUGGAGGCAUAAGGACAAGAACCAUUCUGUUUGUUUUUGUGUUUUGGACCUUCCAUGCAUAUGGGAUUUUGAACUCGUCUUCAUCAUUCAUAUGAGGGAACCAGUGAUAAAAUUCUUGGAAUUACAAUGAGACAUAUCAGAAGUGUUUAUGUAUUUUGUAGUAUUGUUAUGUCAGUGCAUGGCUGGGCUUCAAAGCUGCCAGAAGAAAGGGAAUUGACUACCAACUGCUCCAACAUGUCUCUAAGAAAGGUUCCUGCAGACUUGACCCCAACCACAACCACACUGGAUUUAUCCUACAAUCUCCUUUUUCAACUCCAGAGCUCAGAUUUUCAUUCUGUCUCUAAACUGAAAGUUUUGAUUCUAUGCCAUAACAGAAUCCAAGAACUGGAUAUCAAGACCUUUGAAUUCAACAAGGAGUUAAAAUAUUUAGAUUUGUCUUACAACAAACUGAAGAUUGUAACUUGGUAUUCGCUGGCAGGUCUCAGAUAUUUAGAUCUUUCUUUCAAUGACUUUGACACCAUGCCUAUCUCUGAGGAGACUGGCAACAUGUCACACCUGGAAGUCCUAGGUUUGAGUGGAGCAAAAAUACAAAAAUCGGACUUCCAGAAAAUUGCUCAUUUGCAUCUAAAGACUGUCUUCUUAGGAUUGAGAACUCUUUCUUAUUAUGAAGAAGGCAGCCUGCCCAUCUUAAACAUAACAAAACUUCACAUUGUUUUACCAAUGAACAUUAAUUUCUGGGUUCUUUUGCAUGAUGGACUCAAGACUUCAAAAAUAUUAGAAAUGACAAAUGUAGAUGGCAAAAGCCAAUUUGCAAAUUAUGAAACUCAACAAAAUCUUACUUUAGAGAAUGCCAAGACAUCUAUUCUGUUACUUAAUAAAGUUGAUUUACUCUGGGACGACCUUCUCCUCAUCUUCCAAUUUGUUUGGCAUACAUCAGUGGAAUAUUUCUACAUUCAAAAUAUGACUUUUGGAGGUAAGGUUUAUCUUGACCACAAUUCAUUUGACUACUCAAAUACUGUAAUGAGAACUAUAAAAUUGGAGCAUGUACAUUUUCGAAUUUUUUAUAUUCCACAGGAGAAAGUCUACUUGCUUUUUACGAAGAUGGAUAUAGAAAACUUGACAAUAUCAGAUGCACAAAUGCCACACAUGCUGUUCCCUAUGUAUCCUACAAGAUUCCAAUAUUUAAAUUUUGCUAAUAAUAUCUUAACAGAUGACCUGUUUAAAAAACCUAUCCAAUUGCCUCGUUUGAAAACUCUCAUUUUGAAGGGCAAUAAAUUGGAGACACUUUCCUUAGUGAGUUGCUUUGCUAACAACACAACCUUAAAGCACUUAGAUCUGAGCCAAAAUCUGUUACAACAUGAAAAUGAUGAAAAUUGCUCGUGGCCAGAAACCUUGAUCACCAUGAACCUGUCAUCCAAUAAAUUUGCUGAUUCUGUUUUCAGGUGCUUGCCCAGAAGUAUUCAAAUACUUGACCUGAAUAAUAACAAAAUUCAAACUGUCCCUAAAGAGACUAUUCAUCUGAAGUCUUUGCGAGAGCUAAAUCUUGCAUUUAAUUUUCUGACUGAUCUUCCUGGGUGCAGUCAUUUCAGAAAACUCUCAGUUCUGAACAUUGAAAUGAAUUUAAUUCUCAGCCCAUCUCUGGAUUUUUUUCAGAGCUGCCAGGAAGUUAAGACUCUAAAUGCAGGAAGAAAUCCAUUCCGGUGUACUUGUGAAUUAAGAGAUUUCAUUCAGCUCGAAAAAUAUUCAGAGGGCAUGAUGGUUGGAUGGUCAGAUUCAUACAUUUGUGAGUACCCUUUGAAUCUAAAGGGGACUCAGUUAAAGGAUGUUUACCUUCCUGAACUAUCCUGUAACACAGCUCUAUUGAUUGUCAUCAUUGUGGUUAUCAUGCUCAUUCUGGGGAUGGCUUUGGCUUUCUGCUGCCUGCACUUUGAUCUGCCCUGGUAUCUCAGGAUGCUAUGUCAAUGGACACAGACAUGGCACAGGGUUAGGAAGACAACCCAAGAACAACUCAAGCGAAAUGUCCUAUUCCACGUGUUUAUUUCAUACAGCGAACCUGAUUCUGCCUGGGUGAAGCAUGAAUUGAUCCCCAAUCUAGAGAGAGAAGAUGGUUCUGUUUUAAUUUGCCUUCAUGAGGGAAACUUUGAUCCUGGCAAGAGCAUUACCGAAAAUGUCAUAAACUGUACUGAGAAAAACUGUAAGAUCAUCUUAGUUUUGUCUCCCAACUUUGUCCAGAGUGAGUGGUGCCAUUAUGAACUCUACUUUGCCCAUCACAAUCUCUUCCAUGAAAAUUCUAAUUACAUAAUUCUCGUCUUACUGGAACCCAUUCCACUCUACUGCAUUCCUACCAGGUAUCCUAACCUGAAAGCUCUCAUGGAAAAGAAAGCAUACUUGGAAUGGCCCAAGGAUAGGCGUAAAUGUAGACUUUUUUGGACAAAUCUGCGAGCUGCCAUUCAUGUUGAUUUAGAAGAAACCAGAGAGACAUGUGAACUACAGACAGUCAUAGAGCUGAAUGAAGAGGCUCAAGGUUCUGCAUCUUCUCUGAUAAGAACAGACUGCCUAUGAACCCCUCCCUUCCCCUAGGGAAGUUGAGGUCUGCACACACUGUUAGGAUAUAAAUUAAUACAACCAUUAUGAUGGCAAUUUAGCAAUAUCUAUUAAAAUGAAAAACGAUCAUUCCUGCAUGUCAGUUCCUUGGAGGAUUUCUAAGAAUGUAUCCUAUAGAAACACAAGUUUGCAAUGGUUUAUGUAAAAAAGUAUUUAUCCCAGCAUUGUUUAUAAUCACGAAAAAAUUGAAAACAGCUCAGAUGUCCACAAAAUAAAGAUUGAUUCUAUAAAUUACAGUACAUUAAUGCAAUAGAAUAUUACACAGCCACUAAAAAGAAUGAGAUAGUUCUAUAUUUACUGGUAUGAAGAAAAUUAUAUUAAUAUAUUGGUUUAUACACUUAAAUAAAAGUCUAAAGGAAUCUAUACAAGUACACUGGUGUAGUAACAGUGGUUUGGGUCUGGGAGGUUAGAUUACAGGGAGCAUUUGGUUUCUGUGUUGUAUAUUUCUAUGAUGUUGGAGUUGCUUAGAAUGAAUCUGUAUUUCUUUUGUAAGUAGAUAAAACAAUAAAGAUAAUUUUUAA